GGUAAAAUCCUGGUCGGGACAAAGGAUAAUACGGUGAUUGAGGUGGCCGAGAAGAGUGGGACCAACUCCGUGUUAGUUGGGGGCCACGCAGAGGGAGAAGUCUGGGGCCUCGAUGUUCAUCCCACAAGUCCCUGUUUUGUUACUGCCAGCUUCGACGGCACUGUCAGGUACUGGGACCUCUCUAAAAAGGCUACUGUGGCCAGACUGGACAUCGGAGCUGCCCGGUCCACAGCGUUCAGUGUGGAUGGUGAAAUGUUAGCUGUAGGUCUGAAAAAUGGAGAGUUUGUUGUGCUGACAACGAAUGGACUGAAGCUGUGGGGGAAACGAAGGGACCGAGCAGGAGCCAUCAAUGACGUCAG
Molecule: messenger RNA, 359 nt
Organism: Mizuhopecten yessoensis (Yesso scallop)
Lineage: Eukaryota; Metazoa; Mollusca; Bivalvia; Pectinida; Pectinidae
Product: echinoderm microtubule-associated protein-like 6
Exons: 2
Molecular function (GO): microtubule binding
Source: RefSeq, a predicted model, not a curated record